Molecule: messenger RNA, 984 nt
Organism: Colletotrichum abscissum
Lineage: Eukaryota; Fungi; Ascomycota; Sordariomycetes; Glomerellales; Glomerellaceae
Exons: 5
Coding region: 1-984 (327 amino acids)
Source: RefSeq, a predicted model, not a curated record
AUGGGUUCUUGGGGGUUCAGACGAAGACUGGAUCAGGCUUCACAGGGUCAUGGGAAUUAUCAACGUGGAUCAUAUAUACCUCGACUACGGCUCCUCCCGCCCUGGUCUACAUUCAUUGUUUUCUUAACGCCAAGUCCAUUCAUUCGCAACCUCGUGAUAUUAUCUCAUAUCAGGGCUCUCAACAUGUCUUCAAGUGGCAAGGAACUGAACUUCUUGAGCGUCAUUGCCUAUCCCAAGGCCCCCAUCAAGCCCAAUGUCGAUAUCGUCGCUGUCCACGGACUAAAUCUUUCGGGUGCGGAGGAUCACAGCUCCGAGGCAUGGACCAGUGGUGGCAAGAUGUGGUUGAAGGACUUCCUCCCUUCAAAAAUGCCCCAAGCCCGCAUCAUGAUGUAUGGCUACGAUGCUAUCCCUGCCUUCCGCAAGUCGCGUGAGGGUAUACAAGAAUGGGUUGCCGAACCUGAUCGACCGCUCAUAUUCGUGUGCCACAGUCUUGGGGGAAUAGUGGUGAAGAGAGCUAUGACGGAAGCGAGACAGAACGAAAGAUACAAGGCAAUCUACGACGCAACAUACGGCAUGGCAUUCUUUGGGACACCUCACAAUGGCAGUAAACUCGCUUCACUCGCUUCAGUUGUUGCCAAUGUUUUCAGUGUAGUUCUUCGCAACCCUCAACCAAGCUUCAUGGAAGCGCUGAAAAGGAAUUCUCUUUUUGCCGACGUCAUAAGAGAUGACUUUAGACAUGGCCUGGAAAAGUUCCACGUGUUGAGCUAUUAUGAGACUAUUCCGCCCGAGAACAUGACUGGGCUAGUCGUCGACAAAAAGUCGGCCGUGUUGGGUCUUCCAAGCAGUCAGGAAACGCCUAUCUCUCUUGCGGGCAAGGAUCAUUCGGCGCUAUGCAAGUUUGACAACGAAGAGAGGCUAGUGAUUGCAAGAAGGUCAUGUUUGGUAUAUCAAAGCUAUGUGCUGCUGCUGUUGCUGCGAGGUUGA